AUGACGAUUCCGAUCGGAAUUGCAGUCAUUGAAGAGUUAAAGAAAGUCCAAGAUGACAAGCAGAAAACUGGGAUCGACAACGAAUCAUAUGACGAUUUCGAUGAAGCCGACAAAGAAACUGAUUUCGAUACAAUAGAUUUCGAAGAAAAACAAACAAAGUCAAGCUUGAAUCUGAAAAAUUUCGGAAAAGCAAUUUUACUGACGAUUCCGUACUCUUGCACUGUUGGUGGGUCUGCUUCACUUACUGGGACGAAUUCAAAUUUGGUUCUGAGCGACUACUGGGCAGAUCAAUUUCCUGAUUCGCCGAUUUCUCUUAGCUACACGGAAUGGAUGGGCUUCGGGAUCGUCAAUUCGAUUUGCUUUCUUUUCGUGAUGAUAAUUUAUUUGAAUGUUUUCUUUUUUGGCUUCAGAUGUGAGUCGAAUAAAGAAGAGGAACAAGCAGUAAGUGAAAUGAUCGCGAGAAAAUACGAACAACUCGGAAAAAUCUCUCCGGAAGAAAUCCUCGUCUUGAUAACUUUUGUAAUUGUGAUAAUCAUGUGGUUCUUCCGCGAGCCUGGUUUCAUGAAUGGCUGGACAGUUUUGUUCCCCGAGCCUGGUUUCAUAUCAGAUGGAGUUCCUGCUGUCUUUUUUGGCGUUUUGCUUUUUCUGAUUCCGGCGGAAAAAAGUGGCUUUUGGAAAUGUCCGCAAGAAGGACCCCCUGCUAGAGCGAUUCAUUCAUGGAAACGCUUCAAUGAAAAAAUGCCCUGGGAUAUUCUCCUUCUCAUCGGGGCGGGAUUCGCGAUGGCCGACGGAGCUGAUGCUUCUGGUUUUUCGACUUGGGUGGCAAAAAUUCUUGCUAAUCUUGUUGGCGGCUUGGAAAACUCUCUUCACGGAAAUUUGCUCAAACACGGCGGCGGCGUCAUUAUUUGUUCCGAUUUUGGGAGCGUUGGCGAAGGAGUUGUGCUUGCAUCCGUUGAGUUUGUUGAUGCCCGCGACAUUGGCUUGUUCCUUGUCUUUUAUGCUCCCAGCUUCGACGCCGACAAAUGCGAUUGCUUUUAG
Messenger RNA from Oikopleura dioica, 1038 nucleotides. Lineage: Eukaryota; Metazoa; Chordata; Appendicularia; Copelata; Oikopleuridae. The record is from the annotation of a GenBank genome assembly.